Trichomonas vaginalis G3 is the source of this 1305-nucleotide messenger RNA. RefSeq names its product protein serine/threonine kinase protein. Gene Ontology annotation, biological process: protein phosphorylation. Gene Ontology annotation, molecular function: ATP binding; protein serine/threonine kinase activity. Bases 1 to 1305 code for a protein of 434 amino acids. The transcript has a single exon. Lineage: Eukaryota; Parabasalia; Trichomonadida; Trichomonadidae. The record is from RefSeq and is a predicted model, not a curated record.
AUGCAAGACAGCAUUGAUGGAUUAGUAGGUUACCUAAAAAUAAAAAAUAUCCAAGAUGGACUGUGGUACAAACGGUACUGCGUCCUUACUUCUCAUACUUUCACCAUAUUUAAAGACGAAAGUCUCAAUGAUAUGGAGAAAGUCAUCAAAAUCGAUUCCAAUACUAAGAUUGACGAAGUACCAUCAAAUAGAUCUCCAAGAUUUUCAAUCCAAAAUCCAGACGGUAUAUUAUACUUUUCAUGCGACUGCCAAGAAUCUUUAAUAAAAUGGAUUACAGCACCAAACGCAUCCAAAGUAACAGUACCACUUCUUUCAAUGAACGAUUUUAAUAUAAUCUCCGUCAUUGGUAAGGGAUUUUAUGGAAAAGUUAUGCUCGUUCAGCACAAAACUUCGGGCGAAUUAUAUGCACUCAAAACGAUUCAAAAACGCCGUCUCAUUGAGACACACAAGGCACAUACUGUCAUUGCUGAGCGCAAUAGCCUGAUGAAAGCAUCACAUCCUUUCAUUGUAAGAUUAUGUUUUGCUUUUCAGACCCCGCAAAAGUUCUAUUUAGGACUUGAAUACGCUUCAGGAGGCGAACUUUUCUACCAUUUAGAUAAAGCUGGCGCCUUACCACCAAGCGAAGUCCGAUUGAUUUCAGCCGAAAUCGCUUUGGCCCUUUCAUACCUCCAUUCACUCGGAAUUGUCUACAGAGACCUCAAACCAGAGAAUGUCAUGUUCGAUAGCGAGGGACAUGUCAAAUUAACAGAUUUUGGGUUAUCAAAAGACAUCGUAGAAACGAACUCUACCAAUACAUUAUGCGGAACAACAGAAUACCUGUCUCCAGAAGUUGUUCUCCAUAAUCAGUAUGACUAUGGAGUCGAUUGGUGGGCGCUUGGAUGUCUGAUGUACGAAAUGCUUACUGAGAGAACACCGUUUGAGAAUCCGAAUCGUUCAAAGAUGCUCCAAGACAUCGUCCACGCACAGCCAGAGUUCCCAGAAUUCUUACCUCCAGAUGUUAUCGAAGUAUUAAGUGCUUUACUCUCUAAAGAUCCAAAGAACAGACCUGGAAUCGAUCAACUCAAAGAAUUCGCUUACUUCAAGUGCCUCGACUUCAACAAAGUUUUCAGACGCGAAUAUACUCCAGAAUACAUUCCUCCUCACACAGACAAACUUACUCCAUUAAACUUCGACUCAGAGUUUACAGAAGAUAAACCAGUUGAUUCCCCUGUUCCUUUGAUGCUUCCGGAUUUCCCUGGUUUCUCUUACAAUGCAUUCGGAAUGGAGCCAUCAGGAGAAAGUAACUCUCCUAUUCUCAUGAAUUGA